This is a messenger RNA of Daphnia pulicaria, 3520 nucleotides long. RefSeq names its product structural maintenance of chromosomes protein 6-like. Gene Ontology annotation, molecular function: single-stranded DNA binding; damaged DNA binding. Gene Ontology annotation, biological process: double-strand break repair via homologous recombination. Gene Ontology annotation, cellular component: site of double-strand break; nucleus; Smc5-Smc6 complex. NCBI's taxonomy places the organism in Eukaryota, Metazoa, Arthropoda, Branchiopoda, Diplostraca, Daphniidae. The record is from RefSeq and is a predicted model, not a curated record.
CGUCGGUCGGACUCGGCUGUUUUAUUUUGUUUCGUAUGUUGAUCGUUUGUACACGCUUACACGUGUAUUGUGUAGGAGUAAAUCACAUUUUAGUCAGCAAUUCUAUUAUGUUGCAUUAAGCUGGUUGAGAUAACGAAAAAGGUUCAUAUUUUUUAAACAAUCACACCCGCAAGAAUGAAACGAGCUUGGAAAAGCAAAGAGUAUACUCCACAAAAAAAAAGUGGAACUCCAGAACCUGAAACUUCUCAUCAACUGAUGGCUCAAUCUUCAGAAACAGCUGGUAUGCUGAAACUAAUUGUGCUAGAAAAUUUUUUAUGUCAUGAUCAUCUGAAAGUGGAAUUUAACAAAAAAAUUAAUUUCAUCAUUGGAAAAAAUGGCAGUGGAAAAAGUGCAAUCCUUACAGGAAUAGUAGUUGCUCUUGGUGAAAGAGCUUCAUCCACAUGUCGUGGUCAAAGUUUAAAAGAGUUUAUCAAAACUGGAAAAUCCAAAGCUGUUGUCUCUGUUACUUUGCUAAAUAAAGGGAAGGGUUCCUACAAGCGAAACACUUUUGGUGAUACCAUAACAAUUGAACGAACAAUCAAUGCUUCAGGAAGUGGAGGAUACAGAAUUCUCAACGAACAUCGAAAACUCAUCAGCAAAAAGCAUAGUGAUCUAGACAGAAUCCUCGCUCAAAUGAAUAUCCAAGUAGACAAUCCUGUGUGCAUUUUAAACCAAGAGACAGCGAAGAACUUUUUGCACAACAACGACGCACAGCAGAAAUACAAGCUGUUUGAACGUGCAACACAAAUUGAUGCUAUACAUAACGAGUAUUUAGUAGCAAAGGAAGAGAUAUCAACAAGCAAGUCUUGCUUGGAAGGAAAGUUGCAGAGUUUGAAAUUUUUACAUGCUGAUGUGAAUAAAUGGAAGACCAAAAAGGAAUGGUAUGAUGCAAUCAAUAAAGUCCAUGACAAGAAAGAACAAUUACAAAACGAAAUACUUUGGGCACACGUUGAAGGUUUCGAGAAAAAAGUGACUAAAGCAUUACAAAAGAAGAAGAAUCAGCUGUCGGAAAUUGAAAAGACUCGUGAGAGAAUGCAGGAACAAGAACAACAAUUAUUUAAAUUGCAAGAAAAGUUUCAAACACACAAAGUCGACGCCGUCGAUAAGAAAAAACAGGUACAAAUGGCUAGAGAAAAAUUCGUUGUUGUUGAUAAACAAUUAAUCGAAAUGAAGAAUCGGAAAAAAACGUUUCAGCAUGAUCUUGGGCAAUUGGGCACUGAAAAGCAACGUCUCAUGAAAGAUAAGACAGAUUUAAUCAAAGAAAUUGAAAAUUUAAAGAAGACUUACGGCGACAGCGAACAUGCUCAAGAAAAGGCGAGACGAGAAACUAGUUUACAUCAGUUAAAGGAAAAGUUUGAAUCUUUUGAUUCAUCGCGAAAAGUUUCUGAACAUCAGGUCGAACAGCUAAAAAAUGCUUGUAUUCAAUUGAGGAAUGAAACUGUGGAUGUGAAGAGUGAAUCAACGCGUUUUCACAAUAGCUUAGAAAAUAAGAAAAAGACACUGGCUCAGCUCCAAAAAUCAGAUUCAAACUCAUGUGCAGUCUAUGGGGAUUGGGUCCCUAAAUUGCUUCAAAGAAUUGACAAAACGUCGUUUAGGGGAUCAAAGCCUAAAGGGCCAAUCGGUUCUUACAUUAAACUUCGAGAUAGAUCUUGGGCACCUGUAGUAGAGCAUUAUUUUGGACAGAGGCUUUCAUGUUUUGUUUGCUCCAAUGAUGAAGACGCGAAGUUACUCCAGAAAAUAGUUCACGAGGAGGUGCCGCGAAACGGACAAGCUCCAAAAAUUCUUGUUUCGUGUUCGAAUGGCCAGAUUCAUGACGUUAGAGAGCACAAAGUUCAUUGCAGUGAGGAAUUGCUAAGCAAAGAUAUCCAUUGUUUAAUGGAUAUGUUGAUAAUUGAUGAUAACGAUGUUACGAACGUCCUGAUAGACUUAAACGGCAUUGAACAAGUUCUCCUCGUUGGUAAAGACCGAGAUGCGUGCUAUUUAUUGGCGGAUUCCUCUCGAGUGCCUUAUAAUUGCAAAAGUGCGAUCACCAAAGAAGGAAAUACUUAUCAUCCGGAUCCAAAUUAUCGUUCUUACUGUGGAAGAGUAAGAAAUACGGCAAGAUAUCUUCAAGCUUCGGUGGAAGACGCAAUUCGGAAUUUACACCAAGAAAUUGAAAACCUGCAACGCGAUGAAAUAAGAAUCGGUCAACUCUUCAAAAACCUCAGUAUGCAAAUUCAAAAUAAUGAAGGACAGUUAAAACACGAAGAAUCAAAACUCUCGUCAACGCGCAAAGAAAUAAUUGAUAUUGUUAUGAAAAAAAGGGCGAUCGAGGAAGAAAAUGUCGAAGGCAAUUCUACGGAUGUUCUGGCUUUGGAAGAAGAUUUAGUUGACGUGGAAAAGAAGUUGGAAAGGAUUGAUGAAGAUUUCCAAACCAAGAAUGACAAUUUCGAAGAACUAAAGCGCGAGUUGGAAAAAUUACAGCAAACAGCUGACCAGCACCAGACCACUAUUUCUUCUUUGAUGACAAACAGAGGGCCAUUGCAGGAAUCGUUUAGAUUAAAUGAAUUUCAGCAACAGAACAUCAAGGAGAAAAUUGAUAAGUUAUCUACUAAGCUUACCAGCAUGCAAUCAAAUUUUGAUGCUUUUGAAUCAGAUUAUGAAGAAGCUAGGGCUAAAGCAGAAUCGGAAGCCGCGUUGUCUGCACAGGCAUCCUCUCGUGUACUAGUGACUAAAUCUUUAAAGAACCUUUAUUCAGAAUUAAGACAAUUAGAGAAGGAAGUCGUUGCACAAGAAAAGGAAUUAGGAUCUCGUGACCAUGUUUUUGCAGAAUAUCGAAGGCGCAAAGCAGAUUAUGAACGAGCGUACUUGGAAGUCACCAGAGUACAGAGUUCUUUAGGGAAAAUUAUGGACAUGAGCAAGAAGCGUAAAGAUUUCAUUAGCGUAUUUCGCGAUUGCAUCGAAUCAAGAACAUUCAAAAUAUUUCGGGCCCUUUUGAGAACUCGUCACUAUAGUGGAAAAAUUUCGUUCGACCACAGUAAAAAGACACUUUCAAUGAUAGUUGUUCCACCUGGUCGUGAUGAAUCCUCUCAACCGGCUAAACGCGGUCGUGAAAGUGGUGCAACCGACAUUCGAUCCUUAAGCGGUGGGGAACGGUCUUUCACGACGAUUUGCUUCAUUUUGUCCUUGUGGGAGGCCACCGAAAGCCCAUUCAGAAUCCUCGAUGAGUUUGACGUAUUUAUGGACCACGUUAAUCGGUCGCUCUGCAUGGAGUUAUUAGUUACUGAAGCAAGUGAGAAAUCAGGCCGUCAAUUUGUUUUUCUCACGCCACUUGGAGUGGAUAACCAACAAUUGAAUAAUAUGAACGACUUAUUCAUUUUCAGGAUGGAUGAUCCUGAUCGUCGUGAGGAAAGUAAUCCUGUUUGAUUUUGAAACCUGCUUUUCGUUCUGUUACGUUACUGUUUCAAACGAAUCCGUUAUAAACUACAAAUUACGAUCCAUA